Triticum aestivum (bread wheat) is the source of this 2755-nucleotide messenger RNA. RefSeq names its product subtilisin-like protease SBT2.5. Gene Ontology annotation, molecular function: serine-type endopeptidase activity. The transcript has 8 exons. Gene Ontology annotation, biological process: proteolysis. NCBI's taxonomy places the organism in Eukaryota, Viridiplantae, Streptophyta, Magnoliopsida, Poales, Poaceae. The record is from RefSeq and is a predicted model, not a curated record. The coding region runs from base 78 to 2540 and encodes 820 amino acids.
UCCAAUCCUCACCUAACAUUCUUUCACACAACAUAUAUAAGCACAUAUGUUCAACCAAGGAAGUUUUGGAAAGCUUCAUGCAACUGUGCAGUGACACCACUGCUAUGGCCUUUCCCAAGCCAUCUCUAGUGCUAUGCUCUCUUCUUGCUUUACUGAGCCUAAAUUGCGGUCCAUCUCAUGUAUCUGCCAAGGUUUAUAUGGUAGUGAUGGAGGAUGAUCCAGUUGUUUCCUACAAGGCAAGCCGGAAGGGUGUAAUGAGAGGCGAGGAAGCUCAGAAGUAUAAGGAAAUGGCCACAACAAAGCACGACGUCUUCCUGGAAUCAUUUCUCACCGUAGGAUCUUACAAGAAACUGUACAGCUACACUCACCUGCUUAAUGGCUUUGCUGUUCAUGCAAACUCUGAAAAGGCAGCUAAAAUUCUUAGCGGCGCAAAAGGAGUUAGACUCGUUCAAGAAGACAUCAAAAUGGCCAAGAUGACCACAUACACUCCAAAGUACAUUGGAGCCAGUGGGGUAUGGCCACUGCUUGGUGGUGCUGAGAAUUCUGGUGAUGGAAUAGUCAUUGGCAUGAUUGAUACUGGCAUUGACCCCAAAAACCCAAGCUUUGCCAGCUUCUCGAACCAAUCAAAGCAGCCACCUCCCAAUUUCAAAGGAAUGUGCCGCUCUGGGGAUAGAUUCCCUCCUGAUUCAUGCAAUGGUAAGAUAGUGGGAGCUAGGUGGUUCGCGCGCGCUGGUCAAGCAACUGGAGAGUUCAAUGCUACAAUUCAUUAUGCAUCACCUUAUGACCCGGAUGGCCAUGGCAGCCACACAGCAUCGACCGCAGCUGGAAAUUUUCAUACACCAGCAAUUUCUAGGGGUUACAACUUUGGAUAUGCAAGCGGCAUGGCCCCCGGAGCUCGUCUUGCAGUCUACAAAGCCGCGUACCCUUUUGGUGGAUAUAUGUCAGAUGUGAUAGCUGCUGUCGACCAGGCAGUAGAAGACGGUGUUGAUGUUAUCAGUCUUUCCAUGGCACCUUCUUCGGUUUCACCUGGCCCUGCAGCUUUCCUCAACUUGCUUGAGACGCAACUGCUCCUUGCCACCAAGGCUGGAGUCUCGGUUGUUCAAGCAGUGGGCAAUGGAGGCCCUGAUGCGAGCUCAGUAGUUUCAUUCAGCCCAUGGAUAACAAGUGUCGCGGCUUCGACAACGGACCGCAAGUAUAACAAAACAAUCGUAGCUGGAAAUGGGCAAAUUUUCUCUUGCGGCGGCCUUUCCCCACCAACACCAGGCGACACAAUGUACCCAUUAGCAUUGGCAGACGACGUGAGCACCGACAAUUCGACUGAUGGGUCUAAUGGUUGCCAGGAUCCGAAGGUCUUCAUAAGAUCUCUAGUUCAGGGGAAGGUGAUUGUCUGCAUGAUUGUGUCAUCUAACUACUAUCAGGGUGACAACUUUGCCGGCAUUAUCGAUACGAUUCAGAAGAUCGGAGCUGCUGGAGUCGUGAUCAUUGAUCGUUAUUCCGGUGAUGUAGACUAUGAAUAUCAGCCCAUAUUUCCUACCGCGGUACCUUCAGCCAUGGUUGUGGACGGUGUAGACAUGAUGAACCUGAUGGAGUACUAUGAGAACAACACGGCACGAGACGGCGACGGAACUGUCAUCACGUUCGGAGCAACCGUCCGGAUUCUGGAGGGACGGCGUGCGAGCUACUCCGGGGAACGGCCGGAGGUCGCCGACUACUCGUCGAGGGGGCCCAACAUAGAGAACUCGCAGAUGCAGCUGGCGGACGUCCUGAAGCCGAACGUGAUGGCGCCGGGCCAUCACAUCUGGGGAGCCUGGAGCCCGACGAGCGACGCCCUGCCGGAGGUCCAGGGCGAGAGCUACGCCAUACUGUCCGGCACGAGCAUGUCCACCCCGCACGUCGCCGGGGUGGUGGCGCUGAUCAAGCAGCGGCAUCCCAAGUGGAGCCCGGCCAUGAUCAUGUCGGCGAUCAUGACGACGGCCGACGUGACCGACCGCUCCGGGAGGCCCCUGAUGGCGCGCCGGGACGUGGGCGCCGUGGUGGCGGCCACGCCGUUCGACAUGGGCGCGGGCGCCAUCAACGCGGCGCGCGCGCUGGACCCGGGGCUGGUGUUCGACGCCACGUACAGGGAGUACCUGCAGUUCCUGUGCGCGGUGCCGGGCGUGGACGAGGCCGCGGUGCGGCGCGCGGUGGGGGCGUCCUGCCCGACGUCGCGGGCGCGGUGGUGCUCGGACCUGAACGCGCCGAGCGUGACGGUGGCGAGCCUGGUGGGGUCGAGGCGGGUGGACCGGAAGGUGUGGAGCGUGGGCGCGGAGAACGAGACGUACAUGGCGUACGUGCGCGCGCCCGACGGCGUGGCGGUGCGCGUGUCGCCCGACGAGUUCACCGUCGCCCCCGGCGAGACGGCGGCGCUGAGGAUCGUGCUCAACACCACCGCGCCGGGGAACGCGUUCAGCUUCGGCGAGGUGGUGCUCAGGGGCGACAAGAAGCACAGCGUCAGGAUCCCCCUCGCCGUCUACCCCGCCGCGGUGUUGAGCGGCCCGUGAACUGAACUCGCGUACUGGAUAUGCAUGUAUGCCUGGUGUAUUAUACUACGUACUUACGUAUGGGUAUACGCAUACUACUGUAUACAGAGGGAGGAGCCUCACAAAAUCUGGACGGCGGACGCUAGGCGCCGGUCUUCGGCCAGUCGCCGCGCAUCCGUCUGUUUCGUCCUUCUGUAACCGUUUGAUUUCAGGCCACGUCAUCCCUUUCUUCCCCA